This is a messenger RNA of Bufo gargarizans (Asiatic toad), 1003 nucleotides long. RefSeq names its product pro-adrenomedullin-like. The record is from RefSeq and is a predicted model, not a curated record. The transcript is spliced from 4 exons. Gene Ontology annotation, cellular component: extracellular region. Gene Ontology annotation, biological process: regulation of systemic arterial blood pressure; adenylate cyclase-activating G protein-coupled receptor signaling pathway; positive regulation of heart rate. Gene Ontology annotation, molecular function: hormone activity. Bases 121 to 594 code for a protein of 157 amino acids. NCBI's taxonomy places the organism in Eukaryota, Metazoa, Chordata, Amphibia, Anura, Bufonidae.
AGGAGUCCCAGGCACAGCUGCAGUCAGGGGGACAAAGCACUUAUUUCUUGGACUGAACACUCUGCCAGGGAAGAAGCCAAAGAGAACUUCUGAGGACAGACGCAGGAUAUAAAUAAAGUCAUGGCUUUUCGUGGAUAUAUUCUUAUUCUGUUUUUCCUCGUGAUGACAAUCAAUGUCUGCAGAGCUCACUGGAUGGAGAACAGGGACAGGCGUAUGCCACCACCUGUGGAAUCAUUCCUGGAAAAGCUUAAAGAUCUGUCAAACCAAAGACUAAAGCGCAAUGUAAGAGACAGUGACAAUGAUGUAACUACUGAGGAAGUCACAAAAGAAGCACGGACCGGUCAGAAUUCCCUAAGUUCCUUGUUGCACCUGAGAGAGAAACGUUAUGCCGCUUCCAUCAGUGCUCGUGGUUGUCAUUUGGGGACCUGCCAGAUUCAGAAUUUAGCCAACCUACUUUACCGACUUGGGAACAACAACAACAAAGACGGGUCAAACAGAGACACAAAGGACCCUUUAGGAUACGGUAGAAGACGUCGUUCCUUGCUCCGGGAGAAGGAAUGGACAGGCUUAUCUGAAACAUUACCAGCUACAUAGAUAAAUGUGCACCUUUUAGGUUCACUCCACGAGUCAAGGAAGAAUUAUACUGGUAAUUAACAUUACAUAGAGCUGAAUUUGUGGUCUUUAGGUUUUCCUGUGGAGUCAAUCCAAAAGCCAAGCUCGGAGAUGUAUGCUCCUGAGUGGUCAGGCUGCAGGCAACCUGUCACAGAACCUGAAGAUUACACAAGCGUGUAGUGAUACACCUGCUUUUUAAUAGAAGGAACCAAGAUUUAUGCACUGAUCCAAGUGUUAGUAAAAAUGUCCUCUCCCCCUUCCUUCCCAUAUAGAAAACUGAUACUACUAUUCCAGGAGUAUGCUUUCCAACAAUAAUAAUGUCAUUUGCUUUACAGCCACUGUGUAACUCCGUGUGCCAAGAAUAAUAUUAUAAAGUUAUAUUUAGAGUGAC